UUUCUUUUUUAAUUUUUGUCUUAGUAAAAUAAAAUAAAAAAAUAAUAGAAAAAAAGAGCAGAAAUUUAACAGGGAGAAAAUGAGAGUGCUUUUGUGCGUGUGAAAUCAAAUCAAUCUCUCAAUCCAUCGAGAAAGAGAGAGAAAGGGUGUCCGUGCGUGAGAUUUAGAGAGAGAAAAACCGAAGAAAAAGGAAACCACCGAGACGAGAGAGAGAGAGAGCAUUUCUCGAAGUGAAAUCUGUGGUUUUGUUUUCAGUUCUGAUGUUUGAUUAAUCAAGAACUAGUAUUCUAAAUGGAGAUGAUUUCUAGCCGUUGAUGCUGCCUUUUCCAAUCUGAGUAUCAGAUCGAUUCUUCUUCUUUUCUUUUUCUUAAUUAUUUCUGCCAAACGAAGAUUUAGCUUGAAAUGAACGGAGGCGGCAGUGAGGAAGCUGCGGAGGCGGUGCCGGCAGCGCCGGUGCCGCUUGACUGGAAAUUUGCCCAGGUUUUUGGAGAGCGAACGGCUGGUGAAGAAGUACAGGAAGUCGAUAUCAUAUCUGCCAUCGAAUUUGAUAGAACUGGUGACCAUCUUGCUACUGGAGAUCGUGGAGGUCGAGUGGUUUUAUUUGAAAGAACCGACAAGAGAGAUCAUGGUGGAAGUCGGAGAGAUCUAGAGAGGAUGGAUUUUCCAAUUAUCAGGCAUCCUGAAUUCCGUUACAAAACAGAGUUUCAGAGCCAUGAACCUGAGUUUGAUUAUCUGAAGAGCUUGGAAAUUGAGGAGAAGAUCAACAAGAUUAGAUGGUGCCAAGCAGCUAAUGGUGCCCUUUUUCUUCUGUCCACUAAUGACAAAACAAUCAAAUUUUGGAAGGUCCAUGAAAAGAAGGUCAAGAAAAUAUGUGACAUGAAUGUUGAACCUGCAAAAGCUGCUGGAAAUGGUCCUGUUGUAGGUCCAAGCAUACCAACAAGCUCCAAACCAUAUACUGCCAAUGGAGGAUGUUUGGAUAAACCCUUGGGCUUGAGCAAUGACUUUUCUUUCCCACUUGGGGGUGUCCCAUCUCUACACUUACCCGUGGUAUUGACCAGUAGUGAAAUCAGCCUUGUGCCUAGGUGUCGGAGAAUAUAUGCUCAUGCUCAUGACUAUCACAUUAACUCCAUUUCUAACAACAGUGAUGGUGAAACUUUUAUAUCUGCUGACGAUCUGCGAAUAAAUCUUUGGAAUUUGGAAAUCAGCAAUCAGAGUUUCAAUAUUGUUGAUGUAAAGCCUGCAAACAUGGAGGAUCUGACUGAGGUGAUAACUUCAGCAGCAUUUCAUCCUACUCAUUGCAAUAUUCUGGCAUAUAGUAGUUCAAGGGGCUCAAUUCGUUUAGCUGACAUGCGACAGUCAGCUCUAUGUGAUUCUCAUAGCAAAUUGUUUGAGGAGCAAGUGGUGCCUGGUUCAAGGUCCUUCUUCACAGAGAUAAUUGCCUCAAUCUCAGAUAUUAAGUUUGCCAAGGAUGGGAGAUAUAUUCUUAGUCGUGAUUACAUGACUCUAAAGUUGUGGGACAUAAAUAUGGAUUCUGGACCAGUUUCAACCUUCCAAGUUCAUGAAAAUCUUAGACCCAAGCUUUGUGAUCUGUAUGAAAACGAUUCCAUCUUUGACAAAUUCGAGUGUUGUCUGAGUGGAGAUGGACUUCGAGUGGCAACUGGUUCGUACAGCAACCUAUUUCGUGUGUUUGGUUGUUCUGAAGGAAGCACAGAAGCAACAACAUUGGAAGCCAGCAAGAAUCCAAUGAGGAAACAGCUUCAAACCCCGUCAAGGCCUUCUAGAUCUCUGGGCACUCUUUCCCAAGGUUUUAGGCGAGGAGCUGAUACGUCCGGAGUUGAUUCAAAUGGAAAUGCAUUUGAUUUCACAAUGAAGUUGUUGCAUCUAGCGUGGCAUCCAACUGAAAACUCACUUGCCUGUGCUGCUUCAAACAGCCUUUACAUGUAUUAUGCAUGAGGAUGGUCCUGGAUCAUGUAUUUUGGCUGGGCAAAGCUACAGGUGCUGCCUCUUGCAAAGGCUUUGCUGCUGCCUUCUCUCCCAACACAUGUGGAAGCUUCACCAUUUGAUGGAGAUUGAUGUUGCUGUUGUUCAAGUAUCAAGGACGUACUGAGACUUCUGCUCCCAGGCAGGCAUGCGUCACUAAUUAUAUUCUUUCACAAGGAGAGAUGCAGUUCAAUCCUUAUAUAUAUAGAUGUUUUUUGUUUUGUUUUUUUUUUUUCCUGGUUUAGGUCAAAGGAAAUGCAAUCUUAAACAAAUGUUUCUACAUAGUGCUGCAGUGCCGCAAGGUUUUGGACCUAUAGGGUCUUUAAAUCCCAUCUGGGCAAAGGAGCUGUUAGGUUGAAUCAAUUCUCAUUGAUAAAUUGGGCGUCAGGCUUGUGAAAAUUUUGUACCACUAGAACUUAGAACUCCAGGCUUGUGAAAAUUCCAUCAUGAUUAUUGUUAUCCCAUAAUUCUAACCAUUCUUUCUCCUUCA
Molecule: messenger RNA, 2470 nt
Organism: Populus euphratica (Euphrates poplar)
Lineage: Eukaryota; Viridiplantae; Streptophyta; Magnoliopsida; Malpighiales; Salicaceae
Product: serine/threonine protein phosphatase 2A 55 kDa regulatory subunit B beta isoform-like
Exons: 14
Coding region: 403-1953 (516 amino acids)
Cellular component (GO): protein phosphatase type 2A complex
Molecular function (GO): protein phosphatase regulator activity; protein binding
Source: RefSeq, a predicted model, not a curated record